Pogona vitticeps (central bearded dragon) is the source of this 1349-nucleotide messenger RNA. RefSeq names its product keratin, type I cuticular Ha6. Gene Ontology annotation, molecular function: structural molecule activity. The record is from RefSeq and is a predicted model, not a curated record. Gene Ontology annotation, biological process: epithelial cell differentiation; intermediate filament organization. Gene Ontology annotation, cellular component: cytoskeleton. NCBI's taxonomy places the organism in Eukaryota, Metazoa, Chordata, Lepidosauria, Squamata, Agamidae.
AUGGCUUCGAAGUACUACGCUCAGACCAUCUCCUCUGCUUCCGUUAAGAGUGGGGGUUUCACUCGGGCUGCAUCCAUCCAUUCUGGGGGCUCCUGCAGAGCACCCAGCCUCGCUUUUGGGAGCAGAAGCAUCUCAUCCUCUCCCCUCAAGCUAGGGCCUGGGAGCAGUUUGCCUCCCCUCUGUCCACCACAUACCACCUUUGGGCCAGGAUUUGUUGGAAGCUAUGGCUGGCAUGAUGAUGGAAUCUUCAACUGCAAUGAAAAGGAGCUGAUGCAGUGCCUGAAUGACCGCCUGGCAAGCUACCUGGAGAGAGUGCGGUGCCUGGAGCAGGAAAAUGCCCACCUGGAAUGCAAGAUCCGGGACUGGCAUGAGUGCCACGCCCCCUACGUAUGUGUAGAUUAUCAUGCUUACCACAAGAUUAUUGAGGAACUUCUACACCAGAUGCACUGUGCCAAGACAGACAAUGCCCGGCUGGUUUUGGAAAUUGACAAUGCUCGUCUAGCUGCUGACGACUUCAGGACCAAGUAUGAGACUGAGCUGGCCCUUCGACACAGUGUUGAAGCUGACCUUAAUGGCUUGCGCAAAAUUCUGGAUGAACUGACCUUGUGCCGGGCUGACCUGGAAACUCAGCUUGAAUCCCUCAGUGAGGAACUCCUUUUCCUCAGGAAGAACCAUGAAGAGGAAGCUAACACACUCCGCUCAAAACUCGGGGCCAGAGUUAACGUAGAGGUGGAUGCUGCCCCGUCAUGUGACCUGAACAAGGUCCUGGAUGAGAUAAGGUGUCAAUACGAAACCCUGGCUGAAAAAAACCGCAGAGAUGUUGAGAUCUGGUUCUCCUCCAAGAUGGAAGAGUUGAACCAGCAGGUGAUCUCCAGUGGAGAAGAGCUGCAGACCUGCCAGUCAGAAAUCAUUGAGCUGAAACAUACAGUGCAGACUCUUGAGAUUGAUCUGGAUGCCCAACAAAACAUGAAAAGUGCACUAGAAGGUACCCUGCAUGAAACUGAAGCCCGUUAUGGCACCCAGCUAGCGCAAAUCCAGUGCAUGAUCAGCAACAUAGAAGGUCAGCUGGGGGAACUCCGGUGUGAAAUGGAACGCCAAAGCCAUGAAUACAAGAUUCUUCUGGAUGUCAAGUCUCGCCUGGAAGGAGAAAUUUUAACAUACCAACGUCUACUGGAGGGAGAAGAUUGCAAGAUUCCCAAGAUCCCAUGCAUGCCGGCAUCCCCUCCUCCUCCGGUCUGUGCUCCAAGCCCCCAGAUCUCGAAGAAAAUCCGCACAAUUACAGAGGAGAUCAGGGAUGGAAAGGUCGUAUCCUCUCGUGAAGAAGUCAAGCAUGUAACCCUCUAGAGCAC